Messenger RNA from Rotaria sordida, 1179 nucleotides. The record is from the annotation of a GenBank genome assembly. Lineage: Eukaryota; Metazoa; Rotifera; Eurotatoria; Philodinida; Philodinidae.
ACUUUCUUUUUAUUAUCGAACUGGGUGUGGGUGUGGGUGAGGUGUGGAUGUGGGUGAGGUGUGGGUGUGGGUGAGGUGUGGGUGUAGGUAUUGGUGUUGAUGAAAAGGGCACUCACACCCACACACCCACAAGUUACUUCAAACAUUUAAUGAAAAUAGUAGUUUUAUUUUGAAAUUUCAAUUUUGCGUAUAAUGGUACUCCAAUAUCAUGGAAAAGUAAAACUUCGACUUUAUUAAUACAUUCUAUUCCACGUAGAAGAAAAAACACAAGAGAAAAGUACAAAAAGAGCGUCAUUAUUGAGAUAACAAACAAGAAAAUUGCACUAAUUGAAAAGAAGGAUUUGAGAGCAACAGAGAUUAUCAUUAUAAUCCAAGUAUUUUAACGAAAGCUAUUAUUUAUUCUGAUUGAUAUAAGUACCUUGAUCAAGGGGGAACAAACUGAUUUCUAAUAACAGAAAUCAAUUUGAAAUCAUCAGAAAUCAUUGGAAACCAUUAGAAAUCGUUGGAAAUCAUUAGAAAUCAUCAGAAACCACUAGAAAUCAUCGGAAAUCAUUAGAAAUCAUUGCAAAUCACUAGAAAUCACUAGAAAUCAUUGCAAAUCACUAGAAAUCACCAGAAAUCACUUGAAAUCAUCAGAAAUCACUAUAUAGAAAUCACUAGAAAUCAUUAGAAAUCAUUAGAAAUCAUCAGAAAUCACUAGAAAUCACCAGAAAUCAUCAGAAAACAUCAGAAAUCACUAGAAAUCACUAACAAUCACGAAAUCGAGAAAUCAGUUUGUUCUCCCUUGCUUCAGAUUUGGUUUUAUCAGAAUUCAUUGAUAAUCGAUCUCUUUUUUCAAUUUUCAAACAAAUUAAAAUACUCAAAGCAAUAACAGAAGAUGGUUAUGUUCGUUCAAAUUUUACAUUAAAACUUGUUCAACUUUUUCCAUCACUUACUAAUAUUGAACUUCAAGUGUUAUCAUUCAAAGAUUGCAUAUGUGCUAUUGAUAUAUUACUUAGUCAUCUAGAAAAUUUGUCUUAUCUUAAAAUUUAUUAUAUUCAAGUUUCAUCACUCGAUCAUCCUUUUUCACGUAAUUAUAUUGUUGAUAAACGUCGUCAAGCGUUUCGUUUUAAUAUUAUCAAUGAACAUAAGAUUACAGUUAGCAGGAAUGAAACAUCUGUAGAAAUUAGAUUAUCAUGA